CCCGACAUUCGAAGGCGGUCUAUUUUGAAUCCAAAAUGGUGAAACGCUGUUCUUGGGGCACAUGUAACAGCGAUAAUAGGUACAUGCAUAAAGAAUACAUGAAAGGAGUGGAAUUUUUCCCAGUACCAAAGCCUAAAACACGAUUAGACGACACCAAACUUUGGGUAAAGGCAUGCGGAAGAAAGUUUUUUACCGUUGACAAUGUAAACAAACAUACAUAUGUAUGUAGCAAACAUUUUAUUGAUGGUCGCCCUACCGAGUUGCAUCCCUAUCCAUUAAAUGCCAAUUCAAAUAGAGUUAUUUUGAAAGGUAGAAAACGUGCGACAAGAAAGCACAGCUUCACACCAGGAGAUAAACAGACCAAUGCCAAUCUCGGCAAGGAUGGAUUUGUACCACACCCCGUGCCAGAGGCCUCCUUGUUUGUUACCGUCGAAGAGGAAGAAAUCAGUGAAAAAGUCUCAACCCAGCAGCAGCUCACAGAAGUUGAUGACCACUUAUAUGCUAAACCUGUGCAAAUGGUUAAUGUUGCCACCCAGACCAACCCGGACAUAGAGGGAAUGUCAAGCAAUGAGGAAUCCCAGGAUAGGGGGAACACAAAGAGACGCCUUCUGAUGGAAGAUGUAUAUAAAAAUGACAUGUCCUGCAAAUUUUACACAGGUAUAACAUUGGCAGUUUUUACUAUCAUCUUCAAUGUACUUAAGAUUAAGGCAUCCUCAAUGGUGUACUGGAAUAGCACAGAAACAAAUGAGCGACAGGAUUCCAAGACUCCAAGAAGAGGACCUAAACGCUUGCUUUCAUUGAAAGAAGAAUUCACUUUAACCUUGUUGCGACUACGAAGAGGAUUUGACACCAAAUCACUCAGUGAUAUGUUUGCCAUUUCUGAAAGUUCAGUAAGCCGAAUAUUUACUACAUGGAUGUGUCUCAUGAGCAUUGACCUUGGCUUUCUCAUCAAAUGGCCAUCCAAAGAACAGAUCAUGGAAAAUUUGCCCAAAUGCUUUAAACAUUUCAAAAAAACAAGAUGCAUUAUUGACUGCACUGAAUUCUUUGUGCAAAAACCCAGUCUUCCAUCUGCUCAGAGAAUAACAUAUUCAUCUUACAAACACCAUAAUACCUUCAAGUGUUUAGUAGCAAUAACUCCAUCGGGUUCAUUUUGUUUUGUAUCUGAUUUGUACACUGGUAGUAUUUCUGACAAGAAAAUAGUACAAGAAUCUGGCUUUUUGGAUAAUAUCGAGUUUGGUGAUGACAUUAUGGCGGACCGUGGCUUUCUCAUAAGAGGCGAUCUAGCAUUAAAAGGUGCAACACUAAACAUUCCCCCAUUUUCUUUUGGAAGACAGAUGGGUAGCAAUGCCACCACUAAAACGAGAAGGAUUGCUCGAGCUCGAAUUCAUGUAGAACGAGCAAUUGGACGUUUGAAAAACUAUGCAAUUUUGCAAGGUGUUAUGACUCUCCAGAUGAAGCCUUUGUACAGUCAAAUUGUAAAAGUAUGUGCAAUGUUAUGCAACCUUGACUGUCAACUUGUGAAGUAAAUCUUAUGUGUGUAAAUCAGUAUAGCACAUACAUUUGAAUAAUAAAUGACAAAAUAAUUACAAUGCUUUGAUAAUUUCACAUUUUAAUGCUACAUGUAACUGACAUACAGGGAUCUGAUUAGUCCUC
Messenger RNA from Saccostrea cuccullata (small rock oyster), 1653 nucleotides. RefSeq lists its product as uncharacterized. The record is from RefSeq and is a predicted model, not a curated record. The transcript is spliced from 4 exons. Lineage: Eukaryota; Metazoa; Mollusca; Bivalvia; Ostreida; Ostreidae. Bases 36 to 1526 code for a protein of 496 amino acids.